Triticum dicoccoides is the source of this 4093-nucleotide messenger RNA. Its product is annotated as ABC transporter B family member 5-like. Gene Ontology annotation, biological process: transmembrane transport. The transcript has 12 exons. The record is from RefSeq and is a predicted model, not a curated record. Gene Ontology annotation, molecular function: ABC-type transporter activity; ATP hydrolysis activity; ATP binding. Gene Ontology annotation, cellular component: plasma membrane. Bases 1 to 3927 code for a protein of 1308 amino acids. Lineage: Eukaryota; Viridiplantae; Streptophyta; Magnoliopsida; Poales; Poaceae.
AUGGGAGGAGGGGAGAGAGCUAGACGUGAGGCGCCGGCGGCGCGCGUGCCGCUGUACCGGUUGUUCGCAUUCGCGGACAGGACGGACGUGGCGCUGAUGGCGGUGGGCACGGUGGCCGCGGUGGCCAACGGGAUGGCGCGGCCGGUCAUGACCCACAUCUUCGGCGACGUCGUCAACGCCUUCAGCUCCGCCGGCUUUUCGCCGGACUCAGACGUGCUGCACAGGGUCAGCAAGUGGUUCGAGCCGUCAGCAAAUCCCGCCGCCCCCUCUGUUCAGCUUCAGAUUAGUUUCCUAGAGCUGGGCGCUGUUGUUGGAGCGGUUUUUCCAUUUUCUAAUCAGGUCAUUCUUGUUUUUCGGAUCAUCAUUAACUUUGUUUAUCUGGGUAUUGGAGCAGGACUUGUUUCAGCACUUCAGGUGUCAUGUUGGACAAUUACUGGAGAAAGACAGGCAGCACGAAUCAGAGCUCAGUAUCUCAAGGCGAUCCUUAGACAGAACAUUGCAUUUUUCGACAAGGAAAUGAGCACGGGACAAGUUGUUGAGAGGAUGUGUGGAGACACAUUCCUCGUUCAAGAUGCCAUUGGAGAAAAGAUUGGCAAGUACAUACAGCUCCUGUCUACUUUUUUUGGAGGCUUCAUUAUUGCAUUUGUGAGAGGAUGGCUCUUGACACUUGUUAUGCUCUCAAGCAUUCCUCCAGUAGUUGUGGCCGGUUUUAUUGUAUCAAGGAUACAAACGAAUCUCUCUACCCAAAUGCAAGCAAAUUAUGUUGAUGCUGCAGACAUUGUUGAGCAAACUAUUGGGACCAUUAGAACGGUUGUUUCAUUCAAUGGUGAGAAUCAAGCUAUAACUACAUAUAAUAAGUUCGUAAGAAAUGCAUAUGAAUGUGCUCUACGAGAAGGUGCUGUCAUUGGGCUUGGACUAGGUCCAGUAACGGGAACCUUGUUUUGCACUUAUGGGUUGGCAGUUUGGUAUGGAGCUAAACUGAUAGUCGACGGAGGAUAUAAUGGUGGCAUUAUUAUUAAUGUUAUGUUGGCUGUCUUCUCUGGUGCACUGUCCUUAAGUCUAGCAACAUCAUCAAUAACUGCUUUUGCAGGAGGGCAAGGAGCAGCAUAUAGAAUCUUCAAGACAAUAGAAAGAGAACCAGAUAUUGAUGUAUAUGACAAAAAAGGUAUCAUACUGGAAGACAUUAAGGGUGAUGUUGAACUUAAGGAUGUGUAUCUUAGCUAUCCUACCAGGCCUGAUCAUUUGGUAUUGAAUGGAUUCUCCUUACGAGUACGAAGCGGCACAACAAUGGCCCUAGUUGGAGGGAGCGGCGGUGGGAAAUCAACUGUAGUUAGUUUGGUGGAGAGAUUCUACGAUCCACUGUCUGGGGAAGUCUUGAUCGAUGGAGUUGACAUUAGAAGAAUGAAUCUUGGGUGGAUAAGAGGAAACAUUGGUCUUGUCAGCCAAGAACCAGUGUUGUUUUCAAGUACGAUCAGGGAAAAUAUUGCCUACGGGAAGGAUGGUCUUACUCUUGCUGAGAUCAAAAGAGCAAUCGAGUUUGCAAACGCAGAAAACUUCAUUGCUAAAUUGCCAAAUGGUCUCGAGACAAUGGUUGGGGAACGUGGAACUCAACUAUCUGGAGGGCAGAAGCAAAGAAUUGCAAUUGCUAGAGCAAUUAUUAAAAACCCUAGAAUAUUGUUACUUGAUGAAGCAACCAGCGCAUUGGAUAUGGAAUCUGAGAGGAUUGUUCAAGAUGCUUUGGACAUCAUAAUGCUAGAAAGGACUACAAUCAUCGUCGCACAUCGUUUAAGCACAAUAAAGAAUGCUGAUGUCAUAUGCGUCCUACAACAUGGGAAUAUUGUGGAACAAGGUUCACAUGUACAACUGGUAAUGAAACCUGAAGGUGCUUAUUCUCAGCUGAUUCAUCUGCAAGAGACUAUGCAAGAAGUAGAAGCCUCUGGUGUAAACCCGGAUGUUAUGAUGAAAAACAAUUUUGACUAUAUGUCUAUCAGUAGAAAACCAGGAAUCCAAGGUAGCUCAUUUAGGAGGUCAACUAGUAAAGGCUCAUCCUUUGGGCAAAGUGGUAGGCAUCCUUUCCCUGCUCCGUUUGGCCUGUGUGAUACCAUGGAAUUCAGGAAUGGUCAGGACCUAGAGGAAACUAUAGAUAAAAUAUCUAGUGGUAAAAAGAAAGCUCCAAUCGGUCGACUCUUCUAUCUAAACAAACCAGAGGCUUUUGUUCUUGCUCUUGGUUCUAUAACUGCAGUAAUCCACGGAUUAAUUUGUCCAGUAUAUGGCAUAUUGAUUUCAAGUGCAUUAAAGACAUUUUAUGAGCCACCAGCAAAACUACUGAAGGGCUCGAGGUUCUUGGCAGGCAUGUUUGUCAUACUAGGUAUUUCCACACUUGUUCUGGUUCCAUUAGAGUACUUCCUGUUUGGGUUAGCAGGCGGGAAGCUUGUGGAGCGCAUACGGUCGCUGACAUUCCAAAGUGUCAUGCACCAGGACAUUAGCUGGUUUGAUGAGCCUCAACACUCAAGUGGAGCAUUAGGUGCUAAGCUAUCGACUGAUGCUCAAAAUGUGAAGCGACUUGUUGGAGACAAUUUAGCACUUAAUAUCCAGACUGUAUCAACCAUCAUGUCAGGAUUCACAAUAGCUAUGAUGGCAAACUGGAAGUUGGCUUUGAUUAUCACUGUGGUGAUUCCUUUUUUUGGUUUCCAAACCUAUGCUCAAACAAAGUUCCUGCAAGGUCGCCAUAAAAAUGCAAAGUUAAAGUAUGAGGAAGCAAGCCAAGUAGCGUGUGAUGCGGUUGGAGGCAUCAGAACUGUGGCUUCCCUUUGUGCUGAGCAGAAGGUGAUGGAUGCCUAUGAGAAGAAAUGUGAAUCUCCGACUAGACAAGGAAUGAGGGAAGGUGUUGUUGGUGGCAUGGGCUUUGGCUUCACAUUCCUUGUAUUCUACCUUGCAUACGCUCUCUGCUUCUACGUUGGUGCAAAGUUUGUUCAGGAAGGAACAGCAACAUUUCCUGAAGUAUUUCGGGUGUUCUUUGUAUUAGUUUUGGCUUCUGGUUCGAUCUCACGAGGUAGCGCAUCAGGUGCGGAUGGCGCCAAGGCUAAUGCAUCGGCCAUCUCUUUAUUUGAAAUUCUUGACCGUAAAUCCAAGAUAGAUUCCAGCAGUGAGGAGGGUAUGGUGAUUGCAAGUGCGAGGGGCGACAUUGAGUUCCAGAAUGUAUGCUUCAGCUACCCCUUACGCCCAAAUGUUCAAAUCUUGAAUGAUCUAACCGCGAGCAUUCCUUCUGGAAAGACGGCUGCCCUUGUUGGAGAGAGUGGUGGUGGCAAGUCCACUGCAAUCGCGCUCCUCGAGAGGUUCUACGACCCAACUUCAGGAAAGAUCCUUUUUGACUCUGUGGAGCUUGGGACCCUUAAAGUUAGCUGGCUUCGGCAGCAGAUCGGGCUUGUGGCGCAAGAGCCAGUGCUGUUCAACGACACCAUCCGCGCCAAUAUAGCCUAUGGAAAGCAGGGGGAGGCAUCUGAAGAAGAGAUCGUCGCCGCUGCCGAAGCUGCCAACGCACACCCUUUCAUCUCCGGGCUGCCUGACGGCUACGACACAGUAGUCGGCGAGAGGGGGAUCCAGCUAUCAGGUGGGCAGAAGCAGCGCGUCGCCAUCGCGAGGGCCGUCGUCAAGGACCCCAAGGUGCUCCUCCUAGACGAGGCGACAAGCUCUUUGGAUGCGGAGUCGGAGCGUGUGGUGCAGGAGGCGCUGGACCGGGUGAUGGUUGGGAGGACGACCUUGGUGGUGGCACAUCGCCUGUUGACGGUAAGAGGGGCCGACAUCAUUUGCAUGGUCCAGAGCGGGACGAUCACGGAGAAAGGGAGGCAUGACCAACUGAUGCAGAUAAAGGAUGGAGCCUACGCUUCCCUUGUCGAGCUUAGCUACGCGGAGAAAGGAGGCAUAUGACUAUGACACUCAUCUUUCUCCCCCAAAACUCCCAUGGAAACGCAAGAACAAAUUCUUUAUGAGUUAGAACCAGCAACUCACUCUUGUGGAAACGUACGUAAGCUUAUGUGUAAAUUUUCAUACCUUCAGUUUUUCGGGCUGCACGCAGAAAGUUCAGAAAUGUUGC